AAUUCAAAAUUAUGAGAUAAACAACAGCAUGGUCGCAACCUGAACUACUGAACUCAACUGAACUGCCUAAACUGAACUGAAAGUAUUGAAAGUGCCCUACUAAAGGCCUAUUUUGUCUUCUGUAACAACUGACAAGUCAGUAGUAGCCUUGUGGACGUCUUUGUAAUUGAAAUUUUGUGUGACUGGUGCUCGGAGUCUGUCACAAAUCAUGUCAGCAGGCAGUAACACUGAGGAAAAAACUAACAAUGAAAGAGUUCUUGAUGACAGCACAGACAUAGUGCUCAUUCAGAGCAAUGGAUUGGCACAAGAAGAAAAAACAGGCUCAUGUGCCUCUGCUGUUCCUUCUGUCAACGGUCCAUCUCACGGUGCUGGUAGUGGACCACAUAGUGAAGACCAAGACACUUUAACAAAUGGAGAUUCUCAGAGGUCAGUCCACAGGAGGCCCACUUGCGAGAUAUGUAUGGAAGAGGAGUCAAAGUACACUUGCCCUGGCUGCACCAUGAAGACAUGUUCACUACAGUGUGUUCAGGCCCAUAAAACGAAGCUGAGUUGUUCAGGGGAGAGAAACAAAACAGCUUUCAUGGACCUUACCCAGUAUUCUGAUGCGAAUUUGCUGAAUGAUUACAGAUUUUUGGAGGAUGCAGAGAGGACACUCUACAGCAACAAAAUGGUUCCACUCAACAGAAAUCGUUCUCAAGUUGGAGCACCUUACCACCUGAACAAACGGUGCAAGCUUCUGAUGACGGCUGCUCUAAAGAGAGGUGUGAAACUCAGGAUUCUGCCACAGGGUUUCUCAAAGAACAGAGCAAACAGUAGCUUUUAUACUGUCAAGUCUGACUGUAUUGACUGGCACAUUGAAUGGCUUUUUGCCACUGGGGAUUCCAUCUUGAAGGUCAAUGACAAGAGGGUGAAAGAGACCACAAUACUUAUUGAUGCUGUCAGCAAAUUCACCAAUGCUGUACAGUUCCCACAUCUGAGAAAGUCCUUGGAAGGUUUUCAGAAAGCCGACCCGUCCCUUUGCCGGUACCUGCUCAAAGUAGAAGGGCUCCCGGCAAACAUGCCCAGGUACUUUCAACUGAGGCCUGACUUGACUCUCGCCUCAAAUCUGAUGGGUCAGUGCCUGACUGAGUACCCCAGUAUUCACGUGAUACCACAGUCUCACAGCAUGGACAGUUACGCAAUUAUUUCCAAGGAGGACAUUUUGCAUAUGAUUCCAAGCAAUGCCCGCCAUAUGGUGAUCGUCCACCCGGAGUUGGAAGUCAAGGAGGAUUUAGAGACCAAGCUGUUGAAUCCGCAGUCCUCUGUUUAUUUCCCGUCAGAAGCCAAGAACGAUGUAGAGACUGAGGUUUUGAACUCUCAGUCAUCUGUUACAGAUGUUAGAUGUUCAUAAUGUUGCUGUUCCUUUGUCAUUUAUUAAAAGUUUUCUUGUAAUUCAGCAUCAAA
Molecule: messenger RNA, 1443 nt
Organism: Aplysia californica (California sea hare)
Lineage: Eukaryota; Metazoa; Mollusca; Gastropoda; Aplysiida; Aplysiidae
Product: box C/D snoRNA protein 1
Exons: 9
Coding region: 209-1390 (393 amino acids)
Biological process (GO): snoRNA localization; maturation of LSU-rRNA from tricistronic rRNA transcript (SSU-rRNA, 5.8S rRNA, LSU-rRNA); box C/D snoRNP assembly
Cellular component (GO): pre-snoRNP complex; nucleus
Source: RefSeq, a predicted model, not a curated record